GGGUUAGGUUUUUAAAGGGGGAGAGAGGAUUUAACGGAGGCCACGUUUUGAAAUCCCCAUUACCCUUUCCUCCCCCUCCCACCGCUUCUAGGGUUUUAGCUUUGCCGCCUUCUUCUUCCUCCUCCUCCCUCCCUCUCUCUGCAAAUCGGAAUGAGCAGCGACAAGGAUAACAUCAACAUGUCCGAUCUCUCCUCUGGUGCUCUCAACGACGUGGAUCGAGCCGGCCUCGUCAAUGCUCUCAAAAAUAAGAUAGAGAGUCUGGCCGGGCAGCACUCUGAUAUCCUCGAGAGCCUAUCGCCUGUUGUCAGAAAGCGCGUAGAUGUUCUUAGAGAGAUCCAGACCCAACAUGAUGAACUUGAGGCAAAGUUUUUCGAGGAGAGAGCAGCUCUCGAAGCCAAGUAUCAGAAAUUGUAUCAACCUUUGUAUACCAAGAGAUAUGAGAUCGUAAAUGGUGUUGUUGAAGCUGAAGGCGUUACAAAUGAAGCAGCAACAGAUGAAGAGGGUAAAGAUUCCGAAGAAAAAGGAGUGCCUGAUUUCUGGCUCAAUGCAAUGAAAAACAACGAAGUGCUAGCUGAGGAGAUAUCUGAGCGUGAUGAAGGUGCUCUUAAAUAUCUUAGAGACAUCAAGUGGUUUAGGAUAGAUAACCCUAAGGGAUUCAAACUGGAGUUCUACUUUGACACCAAUCCCUUUUUUAAGAACUCUGUCUUGACAAAGACUUACCACAUGAUUGAUGAAGAUGAACCCAUUCUCGAGAAAGCAAUAGGGACCGAGAUUGAAUGGUAUCCUGCUAAAUGCUUGACACAGAAGCUUCUUAAGAAGAAGCCUAAGAAGGGAUCUAAGAAUGCUAAGCCAAUAACUAGAACUGAAAAUUGCGAAAGUUUCUUCAACUUUUUCAGUCCACCUCAAGUCCCUGAGGAUGACGAAGAUAUUGAUGAAGAUGCUGCUGAGGAACUCCAAAACCAGAUGGAACAAGAUUAUGACAUUGGGUCUACCAUUCGAGAUAAGAUCAUCCCUCAUGCUGUUUCAUGGUUUACUGGAGAGGCUAUUGAGGGAGAAGAUUUUGGUGACUUGGAAGACGAAGAUGAAGACGACGAAGAGGAAGAUGACGAAGAGGAAGAAGAUGAGGACGAAGAAGACGAGGAGGAUGAAGACGAUGAAGAUGAAGGCAAAACCAAAAAGAAGACAUCGGCCAGUCACAAGAAGAACGCAAGAGCACAAGUCGGGGAGCAGGGUGAGCGGCCUCCAGAAUGCAAACAGCAGUAGAAUAUGAUUGUUUCGGAAAGGCGGGCUAGUAGCUGCGAGUUCUUGUUGGACCUUGAGACUGUUUUGAUAGAAAAUGGUUGCUGGGCAGUUUUAUAUGGUCAAUGUAUUUUUUAACCUUACGCUAUAUGAUGAGUGAUAGUCGGAGUCAUUGGUCUUUCUUUUCCAUGUUGGUUUAGGGGGAAUGUGACGAAGAUGGUUUGGAUGUCAUUGUGAUCUGUUGACCUAUGUUGGAAUUUGAUGGACAACGUUUUUUAGUAAUCUAUUAAUGAUUUGUGUAUGAUGA
Messenger RNA from Malus domestica (apple), 1546 nucleotides. RefSeq names its product nucleosome assembly protein 1;2. Gene Ontology annotation, biological process: somatic cell DNA recombination; nucleosome assembly. Gene Ontology annotation, molecular function: histone binding; chromatin binding. Lineage: Eukaryota; Viridiplantae; Streptophyta; Magnoliopsida; Rosales; Rosaceae. The record is from RefSeq and is a predicted model, not a curated record. Gene Ontology annotation, cellular component: nucleus; chromatin.